AUGGAACCCUUUGCUUUCGACUUCGAUAAUCUGAAAACUGAGAAGCAAACCGCAAUGCUGAGAUACCGUCGUCUCCCAAACCUCACCAAAUUGUUCCGAAUUUUCGAAUUCUGCCUCCUACUCUUCUUAAUUUCCUGGAUUUCAACUCGAAUUCCCUCCAUCCUCAAAAUCUCUACACAUUACAUCACACAAUUAAUCUCAAUUAUCAUCAGUCCUCUGUUCAUCUUCGUACUAAGCAAUGUCAUCGUCCUCAUACUCGUCGUAAAUUCGGGCCAACGUAUCCCCUCUACGUCCGGAAAACCAGACAUAAAUCUGUACACAGACUUCACAGAAAACAUAGAACUCGGAGUGGAGUCAGAGGCUGAGAAUUGCGCAAUUGUAUCAGAGGAAGAGACAGUUUAUCAAGACAAGCAGAUUGUAGGCGAAAUCAAUACUGCGCGUUCUGAUUCAAGUUGCGAGAUGCUCGUUGAAGCUGACUUAAUGCCAGAAGUUUCUAUUUUGAAAUGCAAAGUGUUUCAGAGAAGCGAAUCAGAGAAUUUGAAAACAGAGUUUUCGGAGAAGCCUGGGGCAGAGCUGCGUCGAUCAGAGAGCGAUGUGUGCGCGAAGAGUGAAAGAUCAGGCGAAAGCAAAGCGGAGAUUGUGGAGGAGCUGAGUAAUGAGGAGUUCCAGCGUGCAAUUGAAGCUUACAUAGAGAAGCAGCUUAUGUUUCACAAGCAGGAGCAAUUUUCCAUUGUUCCUCAUAUUUGA
Molecule: messenger RNA, 747 nt
Organism: Daucus carota subsp. sativus
Lineage: Eukaryota; Viridiplantae; Streptophyta; Magnoliopsida; Apiales; Apiaceae
Exons: 1
Coding region: 1-747 (248 amino acids)
Source: RefSeq, a predicted model, not a curated record